Molecule: messenger RNA, 1146 nt
Organism: Daucus carota subsp. sativus
Lineage: Eukaryota; Viridiplantae; Streptophyta; Magnoliopsida; Apiales; Apiaceae
Product: short-chain dehydrogenase reductase 2a
Exons: 2
Coding region: 95-1021 (308 amino acids)
Molecular function (GO): oxidoreductase activity, acting on the CH-OH group of donors, NAD or NADP as acceptor
Source: RefSeq, a predicted model, not a curated record
AACCCCUCCUAAUCUCCAUACAUAAUUCGCUAACCCCUUCUAUUCCUCCCAACUCGAUCUCCUUCUUUACUAUUUUUCUAACCGUCCGAUCAAUAUGCCUUCCCCGUCCAUGCCUGACAACAUUGGUCAAGGAACUCAAACCUUGGAAUUAGAAACUAGCCUUGCUCCUCCUAGCUCCCACAAAAGGAUGGAGGGGAAGAUUGCAAUUGUGACAGGGGGAGCCAAGGGUAUCGGAGAGGCAACAGUAAGACUAUUUGUUCAGCACGGUGCUAAAGUAGUCAUUGCAGAUGUUGACGAUGCAGCUGGACAAGCCUUAGCCACAGCAUUGGCUCCUUCUGUCACUUUCAUGCACUGUGAUGUUACCUCCGAACAAGACAUCAAAAACCUCAUCGACUCCACCGUUUCAAGCCAUGGCCGUCUCGAUGUUUUCUUCAACAAUGCUGGACUGCUCGGAAGCCAGACACAGCACAAAAGCAUUCUCAACUUUGACGUCGAUGAAUUUGAUCGCCUCGUGAGUGUGAAUGUGCGAGGCAUGGCUCUUGGAAUGAAGCACGCGGCGCGUGUCAUGAUUCCUCAGGGCUAUGGGUGCAUAAUCUCCACAGCUAGUGUGGCUGGGAUCAUGGGAGGGCUGGGUCCAAAUGCUUAUACCGCGACAAAUCAUGCUGUCGUCGGGUUAACAAAGAACGUGUCUUGUGAACUUGGGAGGUAUGGGAUUAAGGUGAACUGUAUCUCCCCGUCUGGAAUCGCAACGUCGAUGCUUGUGAAUGCAUGGAAGGGUGGGAGAGGCGAUGAGGUGGGAAUCGGAGCCAUGAGUUCCGAGACAGGGUCCAGUACAGAGGAAGUUGCGAAAAUGGAAGCUUGUAUGAAAAAGAUAGCAAACUUGAAGGGGCCAACGCUGAGGGCUGCAGAUGUUGCAGAGGCAGCUCUGUAUCUGGCUAGUGAUGAAUCCAAGUAUGUGAGUGGCCAUAACCUGGUUCUAGAUGGGGGAAUCACCUCCUCCAAAGAUUUCGUUGGCUUUUAAAUUUAGAUGCAUUACAUUUUCCAUGUAAUCGCAGAGAAUAAUUUAUAGGACAUGUUAUUCCAAAUGAUUUGGAUACAAGUAUUGAUUUCGCAGAAAAUGAAUACAAGUAUUGAUUUCACAGAAAA